Brugia pahangi is the source of this 204-nucleotide messenger RNA. Lineage: Eukaryota; Metazoa; Nematoda; Chromadorea; Rhabditida; Onchocercidae. The record is from the annotation of a GenBank genome assembly.
AUGAACAAAUUAGGUAUAUUGUUGACAAAAUUACGCAUUCAACUUAUCGGUGGUCGAUCAUCACCGUCAUCUAAUUCUAACAAUUUAGAAAGCUCAGCAGUUGAUCCAAUGCCAUACACUCUAUCAUUUGGUGUAUUUAAGUUGAUUGUUGUUAUAACUUCAUCAAUUGGAUUUGGCGCAUUCUUAGCAAAAGAAGUAGCCUAA